Rhagoletis pomonella (apple maggot) is the source of this 663-nucleotide messenger RNA. RefSeq lists its product as uncharacterized. Lineage: Eukaryota; Metazoa; Arthropoda; Insecta; Diptera; Tephritidae. The annotation marks the transcript as partial. The transcript has a single exon. The record is from RefSeq and is a predicted model, not a curated record.
AUGCUUCCAAGCUAUAAAAUAAACGACAAAGAUCGUCAAAAAUUCGCCCACCUCAAAUUAGCGGAUCCCAACUGCCACACCCCCGCGCAAGUUGAUAUCAUAUUAGGCAGCGACCUAAUACCCCAAAUAAUGCUAGAACGCAUUGAAAAAAUUUCAAAUACCCUGUUAGCCCAAAAUACCAUCUUUGGAUGGAUACUAAGCGGCCAAGUAAGUGAAAAAAUAUCGGUAUUCAUAACUCAAGUUGAAGAUAUUUCAAACGAAUACCUCAAUUCUCAAUUAAAAAGAUUUUGGGAGUUAGAAGAACUCCCCCCCAUACAAGUCACUACCCCAGAAGAUAAAGCUUGCGAAGAUUACUACAAAGCCACAACAACGCGAGCACAAACUGGUCGAUAUGUAGUACGACUUCUAUUUAAGCCAGAAUUCCCAGAUACACUCGCCCUAGGUCGCUCCCGAACCUCUGCGCUUCAGCAGUUUUUAAGUAUGGAAAAAAACCUACUUAAAAAACGCGAGCUUAAAUCAGCAUACGAUGGUGUCCUGGAAGAAUAUCUCGAUUUAGAUCAUAUGGAAAAGGUAAAUCCAUAUGAGAACAUAACCAAGGGUAAAUACACCUCAUUUUACCUACCCCAUCAUGCGGCUGUAAAACCAGACAAAAAAACAACCAAG